AUGGCAUCAUUCUUUGAUAUCAAGGCCCGCAAAGCUGCGGCAGCAACCAAUGGUGGCUCCGAGCCGAAGCAGAACAAGGCCAGCGACGGCCGCAUUCAGCCCUGGGUCGAGAAAUAUCGUCCCAAGAGCCUCGACGAUGUCGCCGCCCAAGAACACACCGUCACCGUCCUGCAACGAACGCUACAGGCUGCCAACCUCCCUCACAUGCUCUUUUACGGCCCGCCCGGCACCGGAAAGACGUCGACCAUCCUCGCCCUCGCCAAGCAGCUCUACGGCCCCGAGAUGAUGAAGUCACGCGUUCUCGAGCUCAACGCCUCCGACGAACGCGGCAUCUCCAUUGUCCGCGACAAGGUCAAAAACUUUGCGCGCAUGCAGCUCACGAACCCACCAGCCGGCUACCGUGACAAGUACCCCUGCCCGCCCUUCAAGAUUAUCAUCCUCGACGAGGCCGACUCGAUGACGCAGGACGCCCAGAGCGCCCUGCGCCGUACCAUGGAGAUCUACAGCAAGAUCACCCGCUUCUGCCUCAUUUGCAACUACGUCACCCGCAUCAUCGACCCGCUGGCCAGUCGCUGCAGCAAGUUCCGCUUCAAGAGCCUGGACCAGGGCAGCGCCAAGAAGCGCCUCGAGGAGAUUGCCGCCGCCGAGUCUGUGCCGCUCGAGGACGGCGCCCUCGACGCCCUGAUUCGCUGUAGCGAGGGCGACUUGCGUAAAGCGGUCACCUUCCUGCAGAGUGCGGCUCGCCUGGUGGGUGCUGCUGUACAGCCCAAGGAUAGUGACGGCGAUGAGGCCAUGGAGGUGGACAAGAAGGCGGUGACGGUCAAGACUAUCGAGGAUAUUGCUGGUGUGAUUCCCGGCCAGACGAUAGAUGAGCUUAUUGCUGCUCUGCGUCCGCGUGGCUCAGGUGGCUCGUAUACUGGCGUCUCCAAGGUUGUAGAAGACAUGGUGGCCGACGGCUGGAGUGCUGGACAAAUUGUAUCCCAGCUGUACCAAGUCUUGGUAUUUGACGAAACGAUCCCCGAUGUACAAAAGAACAAGAUGGUCAUGGUUUUCUCCGAAGUGGACAAGCGGUUGUUGGAUGGGGCUGACGAGCAUCUAUCAAUUCUCGACUUAUCCAUGAGAACAUCUGCAAUCUUGGCUGAAAAAUAA
Messenger RNA from Akanthomyces muscarius, 1149 nucleotides. RefSeq lists its product as uncharacterized. NCBI's taxonomy places the organism in Eukaryota, Fungi, Ascomycota, Sordariomycetes, Hypocreales, Cordycipitaceae. The coding region runs from base 1 to 1149 and encodes 382 amino acids. The transcript has 4 exons. Gene Ontology annotation, cellular component: DNA replication factor C complex; nucleus. Gene Ontology annotation, molecular function: DNA clamp loader activity; ATP hydrolysis activity; ATP binding. Gene Ontology annotation, biological process: DNA-templated DNA replication; DNA repair. The record is from RefSeq and is a predicted model, not a curated record.